GUGCUAUACAAGGUCUUCAACUCUUUUGUGGAGCUGGGCCCAGCGCAUAUCCACGCCACAGACUACGUGAAGGGGCCUCCUUCUUCCUGGUGAGCCUGGGGGGCACAGCCGUGGGGCUGCUCUUCGCCUUCCUGCUGGCCCUGAUCACGCGGUUCACCAAGCGCGUGCGCAUCAUCGAGCCGCUCUUCGUCUUCCUCCUGGCCUACGUCGCGUACCUUGCUGCCGAGAUGGUCUCGCUUUCCGCCAUCCUGGCAGUCACCUUCUGUGGGAUCUGCUGCAAGAAGUAUGUGGAAGCCAACAUCUCCCAGAAAUCCCGUACCACAGUCAAGUACACCAUGAAGACACUGGCCAGCAGCUCAGAGACCAUCAUCUUCAUGUUUCUGGGCAUCUCGGCUGUGGACACCUCCAAGUGGACAUGGGACACGGCACUGGUGCUGGGCACCCUGUUCUUUAUCCUGCUCUUCAGAGCCGUGGGUGUUGUUCUCCAGACAUACGUGCUCAACCGCUUCCGCCUCAUCCCCCUGGACAGGAUCGACCAGGUGGUCAUGUCAUAUGGUGGCCUCCGUGGGGCCGUGGCCUUCGCCCUGGUCAUCCUGCUGGACAGGGAAAAGGUGAAAGCCAAGGACUACUUCGUGGCAACGACCAUCGUGGUGGUGUUCUUUACUGUCAUUGUACAGGGCCUCACCAUCAAACCCCUGGUGACGUGGCUGAAGGUGAAGCGCAGUGACCACCACAAACCCACACUGAACGAGGAGCUGCAUGAGCACGCCUUUGACCACAUCCUGGCAGCGGUGGAGGACAUCGUGGGGCACCACGGCUACCACUACUGGCGGGACAAGUGGGAGCAGUUUGACAAGAAAUACCUGAGCCAGCUCCUGAUGCGGAAAUCUGCCUACAGGCUGCGGGAUGAGAUCUGGGAUGUUUACUACAAGCUGAACAUCCGUGAUGCUAUCAGCUUUGUUGAUCAGGGUGGCCACGUGCUCUCAGCUGCCAAGCUGGCGCUGCCCUCCAUGCCCAGCCGCACGUCCAUGUCAGAGUCAUCAGUCACAAACCUCCUGAGGGAGAGCGGGAGCGGCGCAUGCCUGGACCUGCAGGUGAUCGACACGGUGCGGAGCCGCCGGGACAAGGAGGAUGCUGCCAUGCACCACGUGCUGCGGGGGAGCCUCUACAAGCCCCGCCGGCGGUACAAGGCCAGCUACAGCCGUCACUUCAUCUCUCCAGAUAAACAAGAGCGCCAAGAUAAAGAAAUCUUCCGGCAGAACAUGAAGAGGCGUCUGGAGACCUUCAAGUCCACAAAGCACAAUGUCUGCUCCUCCAAGAGCAAGGCCAGGCUGAAGGAAAAAGGCAGGAAAAAGAAGAACAUAUCUCUGACCAAAGAGGCACCCAACGGGAAGACGCACAGAAAUGUCCCCUGGCAGGAUGCAGCUCCUGUCCUGGUGAUGGUCAGCUCAGAGGAGGAGGAGAGCGAUAGCUCAGAGACGGAGAAAGAGGACGAUGAGGGGAUUGUGUUUGUUGCGCGAGCCACUGAUGAGGUCCUGCAGGGAAAGACAACUCCUGGCAGCCUGGAUGUCUGCCCCAGCCCUUGCAUCAUCCCUCCAUCGCCCACCUUGGCAGAGAAGGAGCUGCCAUGGAAAGGAGACCAGGCUGAUCUGGCUGUUUAUGUCUCCUCGGAGACCACCAAAAUUGUGCCAGUGGAUAUGCAGAAGGCAUGGAACCAAAGCAUCUCCUCCCUGGAGAGCAUCGCUUCCCCCCCAGGCAUCGAGAGCGGACCUCAGCACAGGAGAUUUGCCUGCCCUGUGCUGGAGGAGCAACCCCAGUCUGCAAGCCAGGCGAUGCCAGAGCAGAGCUCCUGCUUCCAGUUCCCCAGCCAUGUCUCCAAGAGCGGCCGGUCACAGAGUGACAGCAGCCCGGACGGUCCUGAGCAGCAGGAGCUGCAGCCUUUGAUGGCCACAGAGGAGCAGGGCAGGAUGCCACCCACUGCAGAGCCCAGGUGGCUGAUGUUCAACAGAGCAAGCCACCUCUGAGGCACCCUGUGGAUUGGGAAGGGGCUGAGAGCUGCAGACAGGCUGUGACCUGCUGACUGCUCUGUCUUGCACUGCAAAGCUUGUGUGUGUCUCCAUAAACUCCAGGAGUGGCAGGGGAACCCAGUACUCCUCCUGGAGCUGUACUCCAGGGUGUGCUUUGCCCAUGCACCUACUGAUGCAAACCUGGUCAAUAACUGGUCUUUGUGCUGCAACAGCAGGUACCAGCCCCUGUCUGCCCAGGGAGGCACAGAUCCCAAACCUCAUUCUUUCUCUCUGGUCCCUACACAUCUCUGCAGCUGGGAGGUUAGAGAUAUUUCUCCCAGGGCUGGAAUCCCAAACAGACUUGAUCCUGUCAUGGCUGUGCUGCCCUGAGGUGGUGGCUGCUCACAGGUGUAAGAGUAUGAGCUGAUCUCCAGCCUGGCUGUGAGUAGGAGACCUCUUGGAAAAGGGCUGAGAGCAGGAGUGGUUCACAAGAGUCCAUCCACACCCAGUGACUGAGCCGUUGACUUCAAGGUGUCCACAGUGCUCACAGCACGCUUGGAGCUCAGCCAGGAGCUCAGAGAUAGGCUCCUUGCCACGACAGCCCUGUGUUCCCUGGGUUAUGGAGGCACCACAGAGGCAAGGCCAUGACUUUCUCAGGACUGGGAGCAGCGCUCCUGGGGUUUGGCUCCACCAGGAGCUGGACUAGUGAACCUGUACACACAGGGACUCCUCUAACAGCCAACCUGCUGUGCCAGUCUCACGCCUGUCACCUGGAUGUGUUCCCAACAGCUGCAGUGUUCAGCUUUCUGGAUUUACUGGGAGGCAGCUGCCUUGCACAGCAUCCUUGGUCCCUUCUCCUCACGUCCCAGGCCCUCCAAUUGCCUGGGGUGCAUCAGCUGGGAGGACUGGUCAUGGUGCAAGGAGUGGAGCAGGUAUCAGGUACAUCAGGAGCAGGGGUGAUGGGUGUGAGCAGCGUGCAUCUUCAAACGUCUGUCCCCAACACCUGCAUCCCAGCCACCCCUGUGCCCUCCUCAGAGGGUGGUGAGAGCUGGUGGCCCACACGAUGAAUUGCUUCUGGUGUGACCCCAGGGGCCAAGAAUUUCUCCCCAAGAAGUGUUUAGCCACAAAAGAGCACAAUGGCUGGGCACUGGCAGAGCCAGGAGGGUUGUGGGUUGCUCCUCUUUGGAAAAAAUGGGAACUUGGACUGUUAAUGCUCCAAGCAGAUAAAAGCCUGCCUUUUCCAGCUCUGUGGGUUUGCUGAGACAGCAGGUGCCAAGGGGACACUUGGAUGCACUGAAUGUGCCCAGUGUGGAGCAGGUGAGCUGGUGGGACCCCCAGCCCUGCCAGCAGGGCUCAGGAGAGACCCUUCAGCUCUGUACCUGUUCCACCAGAUGAGCAUGAGGUUUUUAAAAGGUUUUUAUAUAGUUUUGCAUUUCUGGUAUGACUUACUCUAGUUUUGAUUUCUGAUAUUGGGCCAUACUAAAUCUCUAGUUGGGUCAGUGUUUUCUGUAGCCAUGGGCACUACAAAUGACUCAAGACUUAAUAUAUUAUUUGCAAUGAUAUUGUUAUAAUGUGAAAAUAUAUGCACAGUAUUUUGUAAUGUUCAAUAAACUGGAGUUGGAGCAGA
This is a messenger RNA of Cyanistes caeruleus (blue tit), 3633 nucleotides long. It is a transcript of the gene SLC9A5, whose product is annotated as solute carrier family 9 member A5. NCBI's taxonomy places the organism in Eukaryota, Metazoa, Chordata, Aves, Passeriformes, Paridae. Gene Ontology annotation, molecular function: sodium:proton antiporter activity; potassium:proton antiporter activity. Gene Ontology annotation, biological process: regulation of intracellular pH; potassium ion transmembrane transport; proton transmembrane transport. The record is from RefSeq and is a predicted model, not a curated record. Gene Ontology annotation, cellular component: plasma membrane.